This is a messenger RNA of Chaetomium fimeti, 2829 nucleotides long. RefSeq lists its product as uncharacterized. Bases 1 to 2829 code for a protein of 942 amino acids. The record is from RefSeq and is a predicted model, not a curated record. The transcript has 3 exons. Lineage: Eukaryota; Fungi; Ascomycota; Sordariomycetes; Sordariales; Chaetomiaceae.
AUGGCCGAACUCCCGCCCAACCCUGACCGAAUGCUCAUCCCUCAGCAUGACCCGAAGCUUAUUCUCUCCGCCGAAACUUCGUUCUCGAUGCCAGAUCUACCACGGUCAACAGACAUCUACGCUGAGGAUUUCCAUCUCGACCGCGACCUGGUGCUCGAGAACAAGAGUGACGACCCCGAAUCAAAAGCCAGCCUUGGCUCGUUCGUCAGGAGUCUCAGCGCUACCGUGCCCGAAGGCAGAGAGCUGCUCAAGAUUGACCUCGGCGGCGCCAAAGGCACGGAGGCUGCCGCCAAUGCGCUCAGCGGAGGCCAGGUUUCUUGCUUCAUCCAGCGGCUAGACCAGCGAUAUGUUGACACGUUCAACAUUGACGUGUACGGUGGCCAUGCCCACGACCAGGUCUUGAACCCCGACAAGGUGACUCCCGCCUCUCCGCCUGCUGGCGGCAACGGUGGUACUGGGGGCCAUGUUUCCGUUGCCUUUGGCAGCUUCGUCAGCAGUCCCCUCAAACUAGCAAGGAAGCUCAUCUCCGGCGUCCACCAGAAGCCUGAAGCGUACCCAGCCGGCUCAGCAGACCUCCUCACGCAGUUGACACGCCGUUGCGAGCCUAAGGAGGUUCAAGCCAUCACUGGAGUCCCCGAGGCCCUCAAGACCUUGAAAAGGUAUCCAAAGAUUGACAAGAAAGACUUCUUGCAGGCCCUGAUCGAGCUCGUCACCGUCUUUGCCAGCAUCGAGGUCCACAUGGAGUCUCGGGUCACCCAAAGCAUCGGCGUAAAGGGGGGCACCCGGGGUGUCGGGCUUGAGAAUCAGAGUGACAAUGGCAAACCGGGAGCAGACGGCAACGCUGCUGUCACCCUUGUCAGCAACCCCAAGGCGCCGUGGGAGCUGAGCAUGUGCUUUGCCCAUCCCACACAGUGCAACAUGGUGCUCGAGAGGGCCAAGGCUCGAUACUACGCCGGUACGCCCCGGCCUGGGUCUGAUGGCAAGGGCAAAGCAUCGCUUUUGGCAUGGGGUGAAGCGAGAGCGACGUUAGAGAACCUCCUAGAUCGGUUGGAAUUCCUCGAUGAUGCCCAUCGCCCGACUGACCUGAGCAAGUCUAACCUCGUUGCCGCCUACAAGAUUGGAAACGCGACUCUCAGUAUCCCGGUUAGCGACACGGGGACCGACGAUCUCCCUGCGUCGCUCUCGCAGCUCAUUACGACCCGGAACGAGGCCGUCGGACUCUACGCCCAGAUGGAAACGGGCUUGGAUGCGUUUAAUGACUCGUACAACAGCGUGCCACUGGGGUCAUUCGGCUCCUACGAGGAGAACCUCAAGUCGAGCCUCACCUACCUCCGCGAAACUGAGCUCCGGUUCAAGGGAUACAAGGAGGCCGUGGACAAGGCGGUGGAGAACAAGGAGCACAUCGAAGCCAGCAGACGCGCCACCAACGCUGCGAUUGCCCACAACGUCAACAUGCACCGUGAUAUCGUGGGCGAGCUCAACAAGACGGCGGCGAACAUUGCGCAGUUUGAUUAUCCCCUCUCCAGGGCCAGAACCAGCCUCACGGAAGCCGCAAACCAGGUCAAACGAGAGUUGGAAAAGGCCAUCCCUUUCCCCUUCGAGGAACUGGUCAACGCGGGAACACAGCUCCUGUUUGUGGCCAAGUGGCCGAUGGCGGUACUCCAGGGUGUCAACUUGGUCCAUCACAUGGCGACCAAGAUCAUCAAGGACGACGGAACUGCAGUGGAGCGGCAGUACCUGGUCCGAAGGGUCAGCAACAUCACCGGCUCCAUCAAGAGCCUCAAGGAGGGCUACAAGAUGCUUUCCAAUGGAAAGGUACACGACGAGGAUCGGGACGCUUCCAAGCUCCUGGUCCAGGAGAAGGAGUUGUCUGACCUGAUGGAAGACGUCAACAACUCGCUGAGCGUAGAGACAGUGAGAAGGGUCAAGACUCUGUUCAAGUUCUACAUCACCCUCGUUGUCCAGCGGAGCCACGACAUCAUGAGAUAUAACGCCCUAGCGUCGACCUUGGUGCGGUACAGGACCGAGUCUCAGUCGCUCCAGCAACAGCGUGACCGGCUCCAGCGCGCCAACGUCGCUACCAUCGACGUCCACCACCCGGCCAUCGUGGUGUAUAUGCAGAAACUCUACCUCAAAGCCAUCCGCACGACGGAGUACUGGCUGUACAAGGCGCAGCGGGCGUACAACUACGCGGCGUUGAACGACGACAACAUCAUCGGCGACGUGCUGGGCGACGACCCGCCCUUCUCCCGCUUCGACUCGACCCUCCUCUCGGAGGCGCACAAGAGCCUCUCGGAAGCCUACCAGAAGUAUUACUUGGACAAGCUGGGACCCGCGCGGGGGGACUUCCACAAGCGCACAGUCGAUCUGGACCCGACGCAGCACAUCGAGGUAAUCCGCGACAGCGGCAAGAACAGCUGCACCUUCUUCGUCGAGGUCGUCCCGGGCAAGGCGUUCGACGGCAUGGCGAACGUCCGGCUCCUGCGGGCGCGGUGCUACCUGGACGGCGCGAAGGUGUCGCCGUCCAACAAGCUGCACCUGACCCUGACGCACGCGGGGAUGGAGACGCUGGUCGACGAGGUCAAGAAGAAGCACGAGUUCAAGCACAAGGCCCAGAUCCUGACCGCGUUCAAGUGCCACCUCGAGACCAAGGAGGUCGAGUUGGCGAGCACCAUCGGGCAGGGGCGCGAGGAGUCGGGCUACGCGCUCGUCGGGCCGUUUGUGACGUGGCGGGUCGAUGUGAAUAAGGAGUACAACACCGGGUUGGACCUCUCCAAUGUGACGGGCGGCCGCUUGGAGUUUGAUGGGCAUUAUCGGCCGAUUCGCUAG